GCAUGCACAUUUGCACCGGAGCGCAGCCCAACCCACCUUGCUCAAAUAUGCAAAGCUGCUAUGGAAAGCAGACUCUGCAUGCUCCAGCCGUCAGCUGGAAGCCUCUGCCAGUCUACCUGCUGCAGGUGAAAGUCACCUUGCUCCCAAACGCUAGAGAGAGAGGCCUGCUUUGCCUUGAGCUUGUCCCAGCUUGGCAAUCAUUAAUCAGAUUCGUCACAUUCCCGACUGCUGGCCUGUUAUGGAAGAAUGACCAACGGGGCUCAAGUCAGCCAGGACUGGCUGUCAGACAUGCAGCUCGUUGGGAAGCUGGCACUUUCCGCAGCGGCUCUGCUCCUACUGACUUUGGCUUAUAGAUUCUAUAAGUCCCGACCAUCCAGCAGCGGGAUCAGAAACGCUGAGCAUGUGACGGAGCAGAGAGAACAGGCUGGAUCCGGAAGGGGAGUCGCAGAAGAAACACCACGGGGACUCAGGAACAGGCAAGUCAACAGCAAUGGGGUGAGGCCAAGCACCAGCAAAGGGAAUCAAAGUGCACACCUGGGUGGGACGGUCACAGCGGGAACAUGGGGCUCACAAAGCACACCGCCCAGGGAAGAUCAAAGGCUGCCGAAGGGGAAGGAGGAGGAGAAAGAGAAGGGAAAAGAGGCUUGUCAGCUGGUCACCGAAUCACAGCCAAAAAAAAAGCAGCCUGUUUUUGAGGGACAGGGGCAAAGUCCAGGUGAGGUCCUGAACGUGGCGACAGCAGACGGUGCAGAGCAGGAGGCACCGGUGGCAGGAACAGAAGCCAGGGGUAAGCGUAACAUUUGCAGUCUGGCAUGCAAACCGGACAGCUCCAUCGAUGACAGCAGGGGGGCCAGCUGGGAUGUAGCCUCGCAGCAAUCUGGGUGUAGCGUCAGCCUCAGGCACAAUCCUUGCAGCACCCAAGCAGGAAAUGCUGCUGAGCUCACAGCAACUGACAGAUCCACCCCAGACACUGAGGAGGAGGAAGCAGGAGACAUGAGUGAGAGUUUGGCCUGGAACCAGGAGGCCUCGGCUGGCCAGGAGAGGAUUCAGACCCUCAAUGCUACAGCGGACAUGGGCUUAGCCAUCAACCAAAGUGAUCAGAGGUCUGAUGCCUCCUACACUUUCUCCUCCGUUGCAAAGAUACAGGUGGAGGAAAACUAUAUUACAGAGAGGCAGCCCAGGGAGGAAAAGCCGUGGCAGUCCACAUCCUCCACUACUAGCCUACGAGGCAAGGUCUAUGACUACUACGUCCAGUCCACCUCGCAGUCUGUGUCGAAGGAGCGGCCCUGCUCGUACACCGACUCACUCUACCACCCGGACAAAAUCCACGAAGAGCUAAGUGAAUGUGAGACUUGGCUGCGCCUGUCUACGCCCCAAGAACCAGCCAGUGAGUCAGCUGUGGGAGAUGAAGACCGAGCUUCACCAACAGCAAACAUCCCACCCAUCUCUCCCCGUCUCCUGCCUUUCAGACAUCCCGCAGAGAGCAUGGAGCCGGCAGACUGGGGUGGCGCAUCUGAUCCGGGCAGCUCCUUCUCGCCCGCCCACAAGACAGCUGAACCGGAACGCAGGUUUGGCAGGAAAGAGAGUUUCCAUCAAAUUGCAGAUAACCCCGAACUUCAGGUGCAGAUGGAAGGGUUCGGGGCUUUGACGCCAGCUGGCAGAAGAUCUGACUCAAGCACUCCCCCUGCCAGUCCCCUCCACUCCAGAUCCAUCGUUUCCCCGGUGGAAUCAUUUCACAGCCUCCAGUCUCAUGCAGGCAAUGAACCCAGAGUGGAACUUGUUGCUGGUGCCAACUUCUUCAAAGUCCCAUUAAGCUUGCAGUCUGAUGUGGACAUCCACCUGGAUUUGGGGAACUGCUAUGAUGUCCUGUGCAUGGCCAAGAAGCAGAAACUGGACAGUCUCCAGGAGGCAGCAUAUAAGGUCAUGAGCGACAAUUACCUCCAGGUCCUGAAGAACCCGUCUAUCUUCGGGCGCCUCAAUGCCAGGGAGAGGGAGCUGAUCCUCCUGAGGAGGAUGAAGGGCAGGAAAUACAUCACCGUAGCAGACGUUAGCACGCAGGAGCAGAGCUUGCACACCAGCAGGCUCUGUUACUAUGAUAAUGAAGGCGACGUCUGGCAUCCCCUGUCCUAUAUGCCAGUGGAGGCGGUUUCUAGGGGCUGCGCAGUCUGCAGCAUGUUCAAUUACCUCUUCGUGGUGGCUGGCUGCAAAGGGCUGGGCCAGCACCAGAAGCCUUCCAACAGGGUUUUCUGCUACAAUCCCCUGACCAGUAUUUGGCAGGAGAUCUGCCCACUGAACCAAGCCAGACCUCACUGCAAGCUUGUCGCCUUGGAUGGAUACCUGUAUGCAAUCGGGGGAGAGUGCCUCUAUACUGUGGAAAAGUAUGACCCCCGCCAGGACCGGUGGACCUUCACGGCGCCGCUGCCCAAUGAUACCUUUGCCGUGGCCCACACCGCGACGGCGUGCGACGGGGAGAUUUAUGUGACCGGGGGCACACUGCGCUACAUGUUGCUCCGGUAUGUCAGCCGGUCGGACAACUGGAAGGUCAGCAUCACCAGCGGGAGCAAGGACCGGACCACCGAAAUGGUCACCGCCGGUGGCUUCAUCUACCGCUUUGACCUCAACCGCAGCAUGGGCAUCAGCGUCUACCGCUGCAGCCCAAAAGCCAAGCUGUGGUACGAGUGUGCCACCAAACGCAUGCCUUUCCCACCCUGCUUCCAGUGUGCCGUGGUGGAGAACCUGGUCUAUUGCAUCAGCCACCAGUUCAACAUCAGGUUCCUGGCUGACCACGUCUCACCACGCUUCGGAGUCAAGGAGUUACAGCUUUUCCCUUCCCCCCGAGGGACCCUCCUCCCCAUCGUCCUGGUGCUGCCAGAUAGAGGCAUGGUGCAAACAAGGGUCUGAUGAGAAGCUAAAAAAACCCUGAUUCUUCUCUUUUCUUUUGUCCUGGGCUAAAGGGCCAAAGGCAGCUUCCAGAGCCACCGAACUCGGCACCCGUCAAAUCCAGACUUCCCUGAAGUCCAGGGAUAUUCAUUUCCACGCUUCUAAUUCAACCCAUUAUAGAGAUGAUCCAACUGUGGCAUUAGGAUCCAGACUUGGGGGGAGGGCUUCUAUCCUUGGUUCAAACCCUUCUCUAACUAAAAAGCAGGAGAAACAAAACUGGCUAACUGUAUAUUUCCAUUGUUGGCAAACGCCUCCCACUAGUAGCUCCCGUUCAGCAGACACAGAAGAUGCAAACAGUGGGUUGGGUGAGUGCAUUUUUGGGGGGGGAUAUUUAAAUGCCUGUAAACGUUGGUGCAAAUUAAAUGCAAGCCUCAGACUCCUGGGAAGUUGUCAAAGUGGCUGUGGGUGGAGCAAAGUUUGGGACACCACUGUAAAGUAAUUCCCCACUGUGCCUCGUGCGAUACAUCGCUACGACUUACCAGCAAGGGGUGUUUCUUAUGUACCAGAAAGACAGCUGCAAGGGGAAGCUCCCUGGAGGUUUUUCGAGUAUGCAGGUGGAGAUGGGAAAUCUGAAAGGGACAGCAUCCAGACUGUGUCCUUUGCACCAGGACCAUGCCAAGAACUUCAGCUGCCUGGGAGGGCUGGAACUGAGGCAGGGUCCGGCCAUUGGCAUCAUCACCUAAAGCAAGCAGCUGCGCUGCGA
This is a messenger RNA of Gopherus flavomarginatus (Mexican gopher tortoise), 3643 nucleotides long. It is a transcript of the gene KLHDC7A, whose product is annotated as kelch domain containing 7A. The coding region runs from base 247 to 2901 and encodes 884 amino acids. Gene Ontology annotation, molecular function: protein binding. The record is from RefSeq and is a predicted model, not a curated record. NCBI's taxonomy places the organism in Eukaryota, Metazoa, Chordata, Testudines, Testudinidae. The transcript has a single exon.